UUUGUCAAAUCCGGAUAUUAUUGUUACGCAUGUGCGAAAAGGGGAGGGUUCCUAGUUCCGGUAAUCGACCGAAAAUGAUCAAGUUUAUACUGAUACAGAACAGGGCAGGCAAAACGCGCCUUGCCAAGUGGUACAUGCACUUUGAUGAUGAUGAGAAACAGAAACUUAUUGAGGAGGUGCAUGCUGUGGUCACUGUGAGGGAUGCAAAACACACAAACUUUGUUGAGUUCCGGAAUUUCAAGAUUGUGUACAGGCGAUAUGCUGGGUUAUACUUCUGCAUAUGUGUGGACGUCAGCGAUAACAACCUAAUGUAUCUAGAAGCUAUUCACAAUUUUGUAGAAGUUUUAAAUGAAUACUUCCACAAUGUCUGUGAAUUAGAUCUAGUGUUUAACUUUUAUAAGGUCUACAGUGUUGUAGAUGAAAUGUUCCUUGCAGGAGAAAUCCGAGAAACGAGUCAGACGAAAGUAUUAAAACAACUUCUGAUGUUGUCUUCGCUGGAAUGAUAAAUCUUCAAUGACUUGGUACCAUCAGAGAUCGUGAUGAUCUUCCAUUAAAGUGGUGACCUUACCAGGUCAUCUAAAUAAUAUUUGUUUUGAAUAUGAAAAACUUACACCCCAUUUUGGUAGAAAGUAGGGUUCUGUUUGAUCUGAUGAAGUAAGCAGUAAUUUGUGGCAGAUCUAGUGUCAGGUCUGGAUGUUUUCCUACACUGACAGGUUGGAGGAAGUUUCCUGAAACUCUCUGAAUUCCCCUUGAACCUGCCACUGUGUUCUGUCUAAAUAACUGUCAAAUGGUCAAUUUUUGUGUAACUGCCAGUUUUGUGUAUAAGUUCCCAGUGAAGAAAAUAGAAAAAGACAUCCAUGUAGAAAACAUCAGGAAUCAUAUAAUACAGUAUUACGUAAAAUUUUCGUAACAUGCUUACAUUUCUUGGUCAUAAAACAUCAAAAACCAUGAUUAUCAGUAUGCAAACUUAACACCUCACACCAUGAAACUUUGUUUUGAGUGUAAAAGAAAGUCCUUCCAAGGAUUCAUGUUAUAUGUGCUGAAGUUUAACAGAAAUAAAUCUCAAAUGAACCACCAGUGGUAGGCAGUGUCAGGGAGUGAUACUGUAGAUAUAUAUAUAGUGUCAAUGGGUGAUUUUGCGAGGAGUUGUAUUACGUAUAUACACACAUAGAAGUGUUGGAUGAGUUAAUUUGUUAGUGACAGUACCUCUUCAUUUGAUUUGUGUGUACAUGUAUAUUAAAGCAUUCCAGUGGCAUUUCAUUAGGUAGGAUAACAUGGUUGUUUUGUCCGGAAUCUACAAUACUAUUUUAGAGUCAUUUGUGAAUUAUAUAGAAAGGGACAAAUGAUAUUAUUAUCCAUUCAUCAUACAUCUUAACUCAUUACAAUGGAUAAGAUCAGGCCCAAUUUUAAGGCUCUUUAUCCCCAUCUUCUGUAGGAAUACAGCUUGGGAUUUACCAUGUGCAUAUAAGGUACAUCAGUAAGGUUAAAUGAGAAUUACUAUUGUAUUUAUUCUUGAGCACCUUUAACAGGUUACAUUAAUUAAUUAAUCCAAAUUGGCAUUCCUUUUUCAAACUCUUUUUGUUUGAGGAUUUUUUUUUUUUGAGUAACUAUAAGGUUGCAUAUACUCUUAAGAUCAUUCUGUUUUUGAUAUAGAGUACUCUCAUACAAAAUUAUUGUAUUUCAUAACAUAAUUAUAUCACUAGUAAAAUACUUCAGUUCAUCUCAUUUGGAAAGAAGUGAAAAUGCAUUCUCAACUUGUGAAAAUGGAAGCAGAUUUGGACAGAUUUUAACAAACUAGCUAUGGAAAAGGGGAAUUGAUUUCCUGUAGUUUCUUUGGGGGUCAAUGUGAGAUGAGUACAACAUAUAUAAUUACCAGUUAUAAUGUGUGAAAUGUGUAUUAUGAAUUUAACAGGAUGAAUUGUACUUUAUGUUGAUUAAAUUAAAAAGGUGCAUAACCAGAAUUUUUAAGUGCUACAGAGUUUGAUGAGCAAGUUAUAUAUUGUGUUACUGCCAAUGUGAAUUAUUUUGUGGGGUAUGUUUUCUAAAAAAGUAGAUUUUCUGUCUAAUAAUUUUUUGGAGAAUCUCUGAUUCUGUAUGUCACAGAACAUUUACUGCUAGAAAUUAUUUCAAUAAGUCAUAAUGAUCUCCUUAACAUCAAACUCCCACAAUUUUGACUACAGCUAUCUAAAUUUGUAGGAGCCCAGUGGUUUGUUAGCUCACCUGGCCCGAAGGGCGGCGUACGUCAUCCGGCGUCAAUAUUUUACUUUAAACAACUUCUUUUU
Molecule: messenger RNA, 2282 nt
Organism: Mizuhopecten yessoensis (Yesso scallop)
Lineage: Eukaryota; Metazoa; Mollusca; Bivalvia; Pectinida; Pectinidae
Product: AP-2 complex subunit sigma
Exons: 4
Coding region: 30-503 (157 amino acids)
Biological process (GO): clathrin-dependent endocytosis; intracellular protein transport
Cellular component (GO): AP-2 adaptor complex; intracellular membrane-bounded organelle; membrane coat
Molecular function (GO): clathrin-cargo adaptor activity
Source: RefSeq, a predicted model, not a curated record